Messenger RNA from Lolium perenne, 661 nucleotides. Lineage: Eukaryota; Viridiplantae; Streptophyta; Magnoliopsida; Poales; Poaceae. The record is from RefSeq and is a predicted model, not a curated record.
CCCGCUGUUUCUCCAAAAGGCAAAAGGAAGAGGAAUGACGUCGAAGAUUCCGGCACUUCCAAAGCCGAAGAAGUUGAUCCUUCACGUCAGAAGGCAGCUUAUGAUCCUUAUCUUGAAUCCCUCGUCAGCUCAAGUACCAACUUUUGACGUGGCUCCUCGGACGAGCACGUCACAUACUUUACUUGCCUCGGAUACGCUAGUUGAAGGAGAAGAAUCCUCGCCUCCUCAACAAAACGUCGUCACCACUACUCCGCCAUCAAGCCCCCUUGCUCCUUCACCAAAAAGGACAAGGAUUGAAACGAUCAUUGAGCCUGCCCCUCAAUUGGGUAGCUCUUCUACUCCGCUCUUGGAUGAUCCCAUGAUCAAAGAGCUUAUUCGCAUCGGAUCCCAAUUCAUUGGGUACCGUGAGUAUGCCAGCAGAACUGAAGAGAAACUUGCAGAGGCCAACAAGCUUGCCGACGCUCUUGCUCAAAAACUGGAGCAAAGUGAAGCGGCCCGCAAGAAAGCCGAACUUGUUGCUAGCGAAGCUAAAGCAGAGGCUGAUGAAGCCAAGGCAAAAGCUGCUAGUGUCGAGGAGCUGCAGAAGAGACUUGAGGAUGCUGAAGCUGCAUUAAAUGAGCACAAAGCCGCACAGGCUGUUGCAAGCCUCCGAGUAUCUUAA